Molecule: messenger RNA, 2251 nt
Organism: Leptopilina heterotoma
Lineage: Eukaryota; Metazoa; Arthropoda; Insecta; Hymenoptera; Figitidae
Exons: 3
Coding region: 842-1954 (370 amino acids)
Molecular function (GO): nucleic acid binding
Source: RefSeq, a predicted model, not a curated record
AUUCUUUUUUUAAAGCAAUUCAAAUUUUAUUUUUUCAAACCUUUUUUUUAAAAAGUCAAUUUUUUAUUUCAGUCUAUGUAUUUAAAAACUGUACGCAGAAAUUAUCAACAGACGAAUUCAAAAAAUGUAUUACAAAAUUUUUGGAUAAUUUGAGAAGAAAAUGAAAAUUUUUUUGUUCAUUUAUAAUCUUUGUAUAACAAAACAGUUCCCGAAAAUCGACAAUAUUUAAAUUCUGGUUUAAAAAAUAUAGUAAUAACUGUUAUUAUUAUGCCUGCGCACCCUGCCACGCGGAGCAGUACAUUGCAGGUUUUUAUAUUUUUAGUCAAAAGAAAAUUCAGAAUAUAAAUUUAUUAUUUUUGAAUAUUUGUACUAUAUUUUGCUUCUUAAUUAAAUAAAUACUUAAGAUUUAAUCAAAAUCUUCUUUAAGCCUUUUAUCCUAUUUAUUCAUUUCAACUUAGAAAAAUAUUAUAAUUGGGAAUGUUAUAUGGUAACACCGUUGCAAUUCUAGUUGGAAAUUUUAUAAUAAUACUUGCAACAGAGUAAAAUUUGAGAAAUAAAUUAUAUCUGAACAAUGAGACAAAUAAAAUAAAUUUCUUUCAUUGUCUAGCGUACAAUAGUUCAAUUAGUCGUGCUCAGCACCCUUCCUUAGAUUUUUUUCUAAGUAUAUUUGAAAUAAAAAAAUCAAAUUUUUGCAAAUAUUAAAAUAUGGAUUUAUAAAGUUUUUUAAUAUUCUCUCAGUUACUGCUUAAUUCACAUUACUAAAGUGAAGUAAACGUUGGCGUAUUCUUUUAUUUUGUUAUUGUGACAAAACAUUCAUUCUUUUUUUGACACAUUAUACGAAAUGGUCGUUUAUACAGAAAAAGAAUAUUUGCAAAUGAUUCAAUGCCAUGCAUUAUCAGGAGGUAACUGUCAUAGAGCUGCUCAACUAUAUAGAGAAAAGUACCCAGACAAUCAGCGAUUUCCCGGGCACCAAGUUAUUACACGGACGAUGAUUCGAAUUAACGAAGGAGGACCAAUCAAACCUGAUAAUAAAAAUAUAUCAGGGAGACCAAGGUCGAGGAGAACAGCUGAGGUUGAAGAAAAAAUUCUAGAAUAUGUUCGCGAACAUCCUCGAACCGGACUACGAGCAGUUGCGAAAAAAUAUGGUGUUUCUUAUUCCAUGGCGCAGGCGACAGUAAAGGAAGCAAAGUUGCAUGACUACAGCUUUAGAAGAGUUCACACCCUAAGCCACCGGUUUGAUCGUAAAAGGCGUUUAAAAUUUUGCAAGUGGCUUGUAAAAAGACACGAGCGUGACCCCACUUUUAUAAAUAACAUUCUUUUCACCGAUGAGUGUCGUUUUGCUAGAGAAGGUCCAUUCAACUACAGAAAUGAACACUACUGGAGUGACAGAAAUUUGUUUCUGGAGAUGCCACACUCUCAUCAAGAAAAAUUCUCUGUGCAUCUGUGGGCUGGGAUUCUAGAUGGCCAAUUGAUCGGUCCUUUCCAAAUUAAUGGAUACAUGAAUGGAAAACGAUACAGUGACUUCUUAAAGAACUACGUUCCUAGGUUAGUUAGAGCUAGUGGAAUCGCAGCAGGUAGGAAGUAUAGAUUUAUGCAAGAUGGAGCGGGUAUUCACCGAAGUAAAGUGGCGUUGAAGACUCUUCGAUCAUUAUACGGAAAACGUAUUAUUGCGCUCGGUACAAAAAGAGAAUGGCCCCCAAGAUCGCCGGAUUUAACUCCAUGCGAUUUUUUUCUUUGGGGGCAUGUUAAAGCUCACGUUUAUUCAAAACCUGUUGAAAACCAAGAACAGAUACGGGAGAGAAUAAAAGAAGCUUUUUUAACAGUCACUCCUGAAAUGUUAAAAAGAUGCAGCUUGAACUUGAUCAGGAGAGCAAAAUGUUGUAUAGAAGCAAAAGGACGCACAUUUGAAAGUUUACUUCCAAGGCAUGUCAGAUACAACUUGUCAGAUAAUUGAAAACAAAUCUUUAAUUAAUAUCCUUCUAGAAUCCAAGCCCAUAGAUGCACAGAGAAUUUUUCUUUAUGAGAGUGUAGAAUCUUCAGAAACAAAUUUCUAUCACUUAGUGGCUUAAAGUGUGAACUCAUGCAACCUGACAAUAAAAUAUUCUCUUCUUUCUUACUCUAACACACACAUGUACAUACGUACACUUGAAAAUUAGAAGAAAAUGGAAAGCUUCUCUUCUUGUGGUUUUUUUGAUUCUCCAUCAUCUUAUUUACUUUCUUCUUCUCAUUAUAUUUCUUCACGAACUUACAC